This is a messenger RNA of Rubroshorea leprosula, 1506 nucleotides long. NCBI's taxonomy places the organism in Eukaryota, Viridiplantae, Streptophyta, Magnoliopsida, Malvales, Dipterocarpaceae. The record is from the annotation of a GenBank genome assembly.
UUCUUCUUCUUCCUCACCCCUACAGCUCCGGAAAAAGAAGCCCAAGCACUGACUUCCAUUUCUUGAAAAAAAUCAGCAAAAGCUUAAAAUUUUCCCUUUCUUUUCUUGUUAAAGAGCAAAAUUAGGACUUAGAAAUCUUUCCCCCUGCAGAAAAAUUUCAGAUCUGCUCUGUUUCUCCCCCUUUGUCUGUCCGCUGUCCUGCUGGGUGUGAAUCCUUCGGGAUUUUCGUUUUCAUGAUUUCUUCUCCAGCCUCCGUCGGCCUCCAUACCCGCCAGCUCCGUUUUGGCUGCUGGAAAAAUUCUGGUUCUUGAUCCUUGGGGCACUUUAGUACGUGGAUUGAGUCUUCGGUUUUAUGCGAGGUAAGUAAAUUGUGGCAAUGCCCUUCGAUUUCAAAGCAUGUUUUAAAUUGUUUUUGAAAUGGUGGCAAGGUUUAAAUUGAUUUUGUUAGCACCGAGCAUGAUUGGUUUGAAAUGGAAGUAUUUUCAUUUUCAUUGAGUAGAGCAUGUCUACUUGGAAUUUGCUUAACUGCCGAUGAUUUGAGAAUUUUGUAAAUUCUGAUUUUUCUGUUAAAUCCAUGCCCACAUGGAAUUUUUCUGGUUUAUUUUGAAAUUUGAGAUUGAUUGUGAAUUACAGAUUUUUCUUAAAUCCUGCAUGGUUUUGUCUCUGAUAUGGUCAUGUUAUCCGUGUGCCUACUAGUGGGAGUAAACGCUAGCACAUGUUGACAUGUUUUGUCAUACCCCAAAAAUUUCUAGAAUAAAUAAGUGUGAGUUAGGGACUAACUUGUGAGGAAAUAUUAUUAGUGAACCUAAUGGCAAUUUGUGUUAAAUUCAAUGGGCUUAAAAGGGGAAAGAUUUGGAUAAGGAUCAACUAUUUUUUUUCCUUCUUUCUUCUUCCUCACCCGCGCGCCUGCUCUUCUUUUUCCUCCCCUGCACCGAGCAACAAGACCCAGGCCCCCGAUGCACCUCCCCUCUGAAAACCGGUGAGAAAGCUUGGUUUUUGCCUUUCUUUUCUUGUUCAAGAACCAGAUUUGGAGCUUAGAAACCUCCCCCCUGCAGGAAAUUUUCGGAUUAGCCCUGCUCUGCUCUGUCCUUCCGCCGGCUGCUCUUGCUUGUGGGUGCGAAAUUCCCUGAUUUUUCGAUCCCGAAUUUCCCCCUGCACUGCUGCCGGCUUCUUCCCUCCACCAGCUCCGGUUUUGCUUGCUGGAAAAUUGUGGGAAGCGAAGUCAAGGACGAGGAAAAACGAGAGGAGUGACGAGUUAGAAGAGUUAUCUUAUAGUUUUUCCUUAUCCACCAUUUCAAGAAGCAAAGUCACGGACAGGGAAAAACGAGGGGAGUGACGAGUUAAAAGGCUAGCCAUCUUGUAAAUUGAACAUAGAUUUUAGAUAUAAAUCAUGAUCUUGUAAGUUAGACUUUAUUUGGAGAUUUUAUGAUAUUAGAGCAAAUUUUAGAAUUUUAUCUUCAUACUUAGUGGUAUCAGAUUGUGGUAUGAUAAAGUUUCGAGCCUUGU